AGCUUGAGAACUGCGGUAGUCGGAGGAGGCGGGGGUUGGUGCCGGCGGAGGGCGCGCUUUCUCCCUCUCAGCUGCCUCGUCAGCGGUGACGUGUUCAUUGUCAGUCCUUCGCGCGCCUUUCUCGCUCCUUCUUCCUCCCGCUCCGCCGCCCUUCUGCGCCCCCAUUUCCCUUCCUUCUUUCUUGUCUUUCUUCUUCGCCUCCCCCCUUUUUCUCUGCAGCCCCCCCGGCCCUCGCGACGCCUUGCAAGCGGCAGCCUCCUUUCUUCCCCUGCAGCCUGGACCUUCUCAAUAUGAGUGCUGUCGUCUGCGGCGAGAGAGACCAGAGUAUGAUGCAUGACUAUCACAGAAGAAAUUCAUGUCUAUAGCUUUUAAGGACUUGAUUACAUCGUUUUGAAGCCUGGUAGUUUUGGAGUCACCAGUUGAGAAGACACAGCUGCAUUUUUGAAGUUGCUAUUCAACUACAAAGGAAUAUAAAUUGACGUGCUCUGUAUCAGCACAAAGAAGGAUUUCAGAAUAUUUAAAUUCUAUAAAUUUGCAGCAUAAGCUAAUUUGCCACAGACACAGCAAAAUGAUCCCUAACGGCUAUUUGAUGUUCGAAGAUGAAAACUUUAUUGAGUCAUCUGUUGCCAAACUAAAUGCUUUGCGCAAAAGUGGUCAAUUUUGUGAUGUUAGACUCCAGGUGUGUGGACACGAGAUGCUGGCACACAGAGCAGUACUAGCUUGCUGCAGUCCUUACCUGUUCGAAAUCUUCAACAGUGACAGUGAUUCUCAUGGAGUUUCCCAUGUAAAGUUUGAUGAUCUUAACCCUGAAGCUGUCGAGGUUUUGUUAAAUUAUGCCUACACUGCUCAAUUGAAGGCUGAUAAAGAAUUGGUCAAAGAUGUAUACUCAGCAGCAAAGAAACUGAAGAUGGAGAGAGUCAAACAGGUUUGUGGAGAUUAUUUGCUCUCCAAAAUGAAUGUUGAAAGCUGCAUCUCCUAUCGAAAUUUUGCGAGCAACAUGGGGGAUUCACGUUUAUUGAACAAGAUUGAUGGUUACAUUCAGGAGCAUUUGUUAGAGAUUUCUGACCAGGAGGAAUUUCUCAAACUGCCACGUUUAAAGCUGGAGGUCAUGCUUGAAGAAAAUGUUAGCUUGCCCAGCAAUGGCAAACUGUACACAAAGGUAAUCAACUGGGUACAGCGCAGCAUCUGGGAGAAUGGAGACAGUCUAGAAGAACUGAUGGAAGAGGUUCAAACGCUGUACUACUCAGCUGAUCACAAGCUCCUUGAUGGAAAUCUGCUAGAUGGACAGGCUGAGGUGUAUGGCAGUGAUGAUGACCACAUUCAGUUUGUGCAGAAAAAGCCACCCCGUGAGAACGAUCUCAAGCAGUUAAGUAGCAGUUCUUCGGGAAGUCUUUCUCCAAAUGCAGCAGUGCUGACUCCUAAACACGAGUGGAAAAUUGUUGCUUCAGAGAAGACCUCAAGUAAUACCUACCUGUGUCUUGCUGUUCUGGAUGGCGUUUUUUGUGUGAUUUUCCUUCAUGGGCGUAAUAGUCCUCAAAGUUCUCCAACCAGCACUCCACGAUUGAUGAAAAGUUUAAGUUUUGAGAUUCAGCCCGGUGACCUUGUAGAAAAGACCAUGUCUCCUAUGCAGUAUGCUCGGUCUGGAUUGGGAACAGCAGAGCUUAACGGCAAACUGAUAGCUGCAGGUGGUUAUAACAGAGAAGAAUGCUUGCGCACUGUAGAAUGCUACGAUCCCCGGAAAGAUUGCUGGUCUUUUAUCGCACCAAUGCGGACACCAAGGGCUCGGUUCCAGAUGGCAGUUCUAAUGGGGCAGCUGUAUGUUGUUGGUGGCUCAAAUGGCCACUCGGAUGACUUGAGCUGUGGGGAAAUGUAUGAUCCAGAGAUAGAUGACUGGACUCCUGUCCCAGAACUGAGGACUAACCGUUGCAAUGCAGGUGUAUGCGCCUUGAAUGGCAAGCUGUACAUCGUUGGUGGCUCAGAUCCGUAUGGCCAGAAAGGAUUGAAAAACUGUGAUGUCUUUGAUCCUGUAACAAAAUCUUGGACAAACUGUGCUUCACUUAACAUCCGUAGACAUCAGUCGGGUGUAUGUGAGCUGGAUGGAUAUUUAUAUAUUAUUGGAGGGGCUGAAUCCUGGAACUGCCUUAAUAGUGUAGAGCGUUACAAUUCAGAGAAUAAUACUUGGACACUAAUUGCCCCUAUGAAUGUGGCUCGGCGUGGAGCUGGUGUGGCUGUACUCAAUGGAAAACUCUUUGUUGGUGGUGGUUUUGAUGGUUCCCAUGCAGUUAGCUGUGUGGAGAUGUAUGACCCUGCUAAGAAUGAAUGGAAGAUGAUGGGCAGCAUGACCAUCCAAAGAAGUAAUGCUGGAUUUGCAACAGUGGCAAAUACCAUCUAUGCAGUAGGAGGCUUUGAUGGCAACGAAUUUCUGAACACAGUUGAAGUCUACAGUCCUGAGUCAAACGAAUGGAGCCCCUACACAAAGAUAUACAAAUUCUGAAUUAAUAUGUCUCCUUAAAACUAACAGGCUUGGUGAUGUAAUUGUUUAAGUAGAGGUACACUUGUUAAUAGAGGGGGGAGGGAGGUUUAAAGUUGCCAUCAGCAACACAAGGCUUUUGCAUAUUGCAUACUAUUACUAUGCUGUACAUAUUUUUGUUUGGAAAAAUGAAGGGUGUUCUUGAUAUUAGAAUUUGUUACUUUAGAAGUUUAUUUCCCCUGAAAGAUUAAGAAUGAGAGCUGAUGGCAUAUCAUUUCAAGAGCUUCCCCCAGUGUUUGUUUUGCUUAUUUGCACACACAAAUGCUUGUUCUUUAGUAUUUGUUACUGGUGCAGGAAAAGAUAGCGGUUUCAAAUGUGAGCAAUUACUUUUUUGGCCUUGUGUUGAUUUUAUUUUUAAUCUUUAGUAACUGGAAAAUCUAAAAAGCCUUAUCUAAAUAAAUGGCUGUAUUAUAUAAAAAAGCUGAUACACCUGCCAAUUUGACUGCCUUUUAUAACUUUUUUUAUAUAUAACCGUAGUUGGAAUUUGUAAUAUCCUGAAGUGAUGUAAGAUACGUGUUGAAACAAAUAGACAAUCUUAAAAGUUCAUAGACUGGAGUAAGACAUGCCAUUUUCUACCAUGAGAGCGUUUGAUUUCCUCCUUGCUAUUAUGUUAUAUAAACUGUAGUACAAAAUACAGCUUUUUCAGUGCAUGAGUGUGGAAUUUCUGAACAAGGUUGUAAUGUGAGGAAAAGCUAGGCUCUGAAAUUCAAUUAAUCUACACUUUUCUACAUGAUUUAAGAUUGUAACAAAUAUGCGAUGCUGCAACAUUUGUGUGGUGUGUUAGCAAGGUUACCUAUCUUAAAAUUAUUGUAUAAGUUUGUAUCUUUCUACUACAAGCUGAAACCUGCUAUAAUAUAAAUUGUGUUUCAUUUGUUUUAAA
Anolis sagrei ordinatus is the source of this 3410-nucleotide messenger RNA. It is a transcript of the gene IVNS1ABP, whose product is annotated as influenza virus NS1A binding protein. The record is from RefSeq and is a predicted model, not a curated record. Gene Ontology annotation, molecular function: protein binding. Lineage: Eukaryota; Metazoa; Chordata; Lepidosauria; Squamata; Anolidae.